Messenger RNA from Achroia grisella, 2091 nucleotides. RefSeq names its product zinc finger protein ZFP2-like. Bases 210 to 1925 code for a protein of 571 amino acids. The transcript has 13 exons. The record is from RefSeq and is a predicted model, not a curated record. Lineage: Eukaryota; Metazoa; Arthropoda; Insecta; Lepidoptera; Pyralidae.
AAUUAACUCGUAUAACUCGAGUUAAAUCGAGUUGUGUUAAAUUCGACCAUCUCUAACUAUUGACAAUCAGUAAUGAUAGAUAAAUUGACAAUUAAUAUGACAGUUCGUCUUACGUGUUUUGUUAUUUGUUUGUAUUUAAUUUCAUUUAAAAUUAAAACACAGUGAAGUGUGAUAUGUAAUCUCCAAUUAUUAAACAAAUUUAUUGAAUUAUGGAGAAUAUGGUGGAAAGUACGAAUAUGCAAUGUUGUUUGGGGUGUCUGUGUAGAAAUGAUGAUCUUCUCCUUCAAAGUUAUAAUUUAAAAAAUAAGGCAUUGAAAGUAGUACUACAGAUGGACAACAUAUAUUUAUGUUACUUAUGCAAACGGAUAGCACAACACACGGAAUUAUUUAUACAGAAUGUCCAGAGCAAUCAAUUAUUAUUGGACAACUUUCCUAAUAUUAUGGACACAGAGUUUCAAGUAGUAAGAUCUGAAACUCAACCACUAGUCAAUUUAUCACAUUUCCCCCUAGAUAUAAUACAUUUGGAUGGCACAGACAAUGAUACGGAUUCCUUCAUCAUAUAUAACUGCAGUGAUAAUAAGGGAGUGGAUAUUAAAGUGGAAAUGAAAGAAGAAGAUGACAUGAUAUUAGACCAUUUGGAAGGAGAGUUUAUUGAUGAUGACACAGAAUAUCAAGCAUCAUUUGUUAAAGAAGAAGAUGAAGAUUUUCCACUUAAAUUGGAGAUAGCAGAUAUUAAUUUAAAAUGUCUCAACAAAUCGCUGAAGAAAGGGAAGGUGAAAAAGAAGAGUAUAAAACAGGAGGCAGUAAACGAGAGACAUAUUAAAAUAGAAACUUUAUAUAUAUCCAGAGAACAAUGUAUGGAAGAGAGAGUCAAGAUGGCGACAGAUAUAAAAUAUAUAAAUUCAAUAUAUAAAUGUGAAAAUUGUGUAAAAGGUUUCAAUUUUAAAGGCAGCUAUGACAAACAUAUGGAGAAACAUAGUCAGAGUAUAGGCGAAUUUCAAUGUGACAUUUGCAAGCAAAGAAUGGCCACAGAAGAAAAGUUACUCAGUCACAAGAGAUACCAUCAACAACGAUACAAAUGUUGCGAGUGUGGUCUGACCAGGAUAAGCCGACUGUCCAUACAGGAUCACUACACAGCCUUCCAUUGUAAUGGCUACUACCAGUACAACUGUCCGCACUGCUCUAAGGUUUUCAAACGUCAAGUAUCACUAAGGAAACAUGUUGUGUACUCCCACACGAAUAAACAACGAGUAUCCUGCGCGUACUGCCAUAAAACAUACGCCAACAAAGAAGUGCUGAAAGGGCAUAUGAUCAUGAGGCAUGCAAAAGAAGUGGCUGGCGGUGAGGUGAACAAGAAAUAUAUAUGCCAGGAGUGUGGUAAAGCUUUCAAGGCUCCGUCUCAUCUCAAGAACCACAGUAUAAAGCACUCGCAUAGACGAGAUUAUUACUGCGUCGAGUGUGACAAAAGUUUUAAGUCGAAUUCGAGUUUGAAACAGCAUUUAAAAACAGCAGCGCCCCACGUCAACUACGUAGAAUUACCUCUGCCGUGCCUGCAUUGUGAGAAGCGGUUCGCAAUCCGCCGUGACUUGGAGCGACAUACUAACAGAAUACAUCUCAACAUAAGGCCGCACCAGUGUGACAGGUGUGACAAAGCUUACGUUAAUGGGUGGUCGCUGAAUGAACACAAGCGGGUAGUACACGAGGGCUAUAAGAGACCACUCAAGUUCCCCUGUCCCAUGUGUGAUAAAGUUUUCGAUCGUAACCAAAUAUUAAAGGGUCACAUCAGAACCCAUACGGGGGAAAGACCGUACCAGUGCAGCAAAUGUCCAGCACAGUUCAGCCAGGCCUCCAUACUGGGGACACAUGUUAAGUUAAUACACCUCAAAGUCACCAGGGAUGGAAGACCAAAGGUUGCCAUGAAAUAAUGACAUAUAUCUUUUUUACACAAUAAUACUGUAGUUUGUUCUCCAUCCCAAAUGUGUACGUACGGCAAUAUGCCAAUUUUUAUGAUGAUUGGAAUUGUAAAAAAUAAAUUAAUAAUUUUCAGCAUCACUAAUGUAAACUUGCAAGCAUAGACAAUGUACAAAUGUA